Molecule: messenger RNA, 4845 nt
Organism: Clonostachys byssicola
Lineage: Eukaryota; Fungi; Ascomycota; Sordariomycetes; Hypocreales; Bionectriaceae
Source: the annotation of a GenBank genome assembly
AUGGGCCAACCUAUUCAGUCCCCAAGCGGCAGCGUUCGACAAAAGAGACUGCAUUCGAAAAUCGACCGAUUGGUCUCUACUAUUAGCGGCACAACUCUCAAAUCCACGUUCCUGCACGAUGUCUGGCCGAGAUUGAAGGGAGACUACGAGCUUAUGGUGAGCAACCUCAUCGCUCACUGCGAAAAACUCGUGGAAGAGAGGAAUAUAUCAGCCAAAGUCGAUGGGAGAGUCAAGGCUGCGCAGUCGAUUGACAAAACUCUUGAUCGCCGCCUGCAGCACCGCAUCGAGAACAAAUUGGGCGACUACACGAGCGUCAAGGAAAUAUUCCACGAUAUGCAUGACCUAGCGGGCAUUCGCAUCGUGGUCGACUAUCCUUCGCAGCUAGAGUUGGCAAACAAACUAAUAGAAGAGACAUUUGAACAGGCUAAGAAGCCCAGCAUCUUCAAGAAAGAACGGUCCGUCGGAAAGAGGUGGGAUGCUUGGUUCGGAGCCUACCAGAGCAAAAAUCACCACGUCUACAUCAAAGAAGGAACCCAGGGCACCCUUGAGGCUUACCGCGAUGUUAUUUUUGAAGUUCAACUUACGAGUCUGCCCGAAAGCUUGUACAACAAGCUGGCGCAUCCCCUACUCUACAAACAACAAGCCGGGCCCCUCUCUUCGGGGGAUGAAAUGGUCAUCGACCUUUCCCACGGCCUCGCGUUGUGUUACUCAAUUUGCCUAUUAUAUGCCCAAGACAAGCUUGAAAACAACGUAAAGCCUGACCAGGGCCUCAUGAGUGCAAUGAGGAGCGCGGCGAUUGAUGCCGAUUAUGGUCAAUCGGAGAAUAUGAGCCCAUUGCUCAGCAUGAUGCCCGACACGGUGAAGGUCCAAUUAGCUUCAGAUUCGACAAAAGAGUCAGGCAGCAAGGUCUCCACGGAAGUUCUUACAUCGACUCUUUCUGCCUUGCCUGAGCAGUGUCCACCGGAGCAACUCUGGACAGGCUUUGUCGAAAAGAUGAAGGGCUGGGAUUCGAAGCUGGAAGCUGUGGAGACUGCUGUGAAAGACCAAACGGAAGCCUUUCACCAAUACCACCAAGAUGAAACCGACAAGAAAUGUCUGGUCGACUUGAGAAUCAUCAAUCCCUCGUACCAGAAAAAGACAAUUGAAAAGACCAAAGGUGGCCUUCUCAAGGGAGCAUAUGAGUGGAUUCUUAGGCAUCCGGAAUAUCAGAGGUUCAGAAACGACAGCACCAACAGGUUGCUCUGGGUGAAAGGGGACCCGGGCAAGGGGAAAACCAUGCUUUUGUGUGGAAUCAUCGACGACCUAGAGAAGGAGAGCUUUGCGCCCGUCUCAUACUUCUUCUGCGAAGCUACUCAGGACAACUCGCUGAGAUGUGCCACUGCAGUGCUUCGUACCCUCAUAUGGCGCUUAUGCACAUCGUGGCCUCGUCUAGUCUCUCGUGUUCGAGAGAAAUAUGAUACGGAGGGUAAGGAGGCAUUUGAAGGCCCUGGGGCUUUGUUUGCGCUGGAAGAGAUCAUGGCGAAUAUCCUGCAAGAUCUCCGUUGCUCUACCGUUACUCUCGUAAUUGAUGCUCUCGACGAGUGCUCCCAACAUACAAUGCGAGAUCUAAUUCGCCUGAUCGUUGACUUUUCAAGGUCUUUCGAGGCAAAAUGGAUCGUAUCCAGCCGUAACUGGCCGAUGAUAGAGGAACAGUUCAAGUUGGCUGAAAAGGUCAAAGUCUCGCUGGAACUAAACAAGGACUCUGUGUCUCAUGCAGUGAAGUUGUUUAUCAACGACAAGGUAGCGCAGUUAGCCGAAAGAAAGGAUUAUAAUAUAACGACAAAGGCGCACGUGCUUGACAUCCUUCGCGACAAAGCCAAUGACACAUUCCUGUGGGUAGCUUUGGUCUGCGCGGAGCUUUCCAAGCCCCAAAUUAGGUCUUGGAACACGAUAGACAUACUAAAUUCAAUCCCAGCAGGUCUGGAGGAACUGUACAAGCGGAUGAUUACGCAGGUGCUCUCAUCGAUCAAUUCUUCCCGCUGCAAACAGCUUCUUGCCACGGCGUGUAUUGCCGCUCGCCCGCUAUCAUUCAGAGAACUCCCUACCCUUAUCCCCGAACUCAAAUCUUUCAAGAAUGAGCAAAUAGAGGAACUUAUUGGGGAGUGUGGGUCAUUCUUGUCCGCUCAGGGCAACCAUGUUCAUUUUGUGCAUCAAUCCGCCCAAGACUUUCUCGUCGGGCCUGAGGGUCGAGUUUUUCAGUCUACCAUCCAGGGUCACCACCUGCAGCUUUUUAGGCAAUCGAUGAGAGCCAUGCAGACCCUCAAGCGGAACAUGUACGGGGGUUCUUCACCUGGAGUGGUUAUCGAUGAGAUCAGCCGGAACGAAAACAGUCCGUUUUACACUAUCGAGUAUUGUUGCCUCCACUGGGUUGAUCAUUUGAACCUAGCAAGCCACGAAAGGAAGGCCCAAGAUGAUGAUCUCACCUGCACAUUCUUCAAAACGAAGGUCUUGUACUGGGUAGAAGCUCUUUGCUUUCAUGGGUACGCCAAAGAGGGCAUCAGCGCCGUACAAAAGCUUGGAUCCAUCGCGAAUUCGGACGAGUUGAAAGGCCUAUCCGAAGACUUGCGAAGGUUUUGGCUCACUUUCAGAGAGGCACUGGAUGUCGCACCCCUCCAGGUAUAUGGCUCAGCCCUAUUAUUCGCCCCUACAUCAAGCUUGAUCAGGAAUUCGCACGGGAGUAGCAUAUACCCUUGGGUCACUCUGAGGCAAAGCUCAUCGCAAGACCCAUCAGAAAGCUGGGGGCUCUGCAUUUCGACUCUUGAGGUCAAAAGGCUUCGGUCAUUCGCCCUCUCAACCGAUGGGCAGCAUCUCAUUUACGGCCAUGGUCCUAUUAGAAAUCACUUUGGCCUCAGGUUAUGGGAUUUUAAGUCAAAAGGUUACAAGCAUUCGGUCUCAACAAGCCAUUCCAUUGAGAGUGUUGCUAUCUCUUUUGACGGACGACAUGUGGCGGUCGCUGUCCGAUCAGACGAUCCUAGGGAAGUGAUUGCACUGCUGGAUUCAGAUUUGUCUCCGACCGAUAUACAAUUGUCUUUAACCGACACAUAUUUCAAAGAAGGUAACAACUUUGAAGUUUGGUCUCUUGCUUUUUCGCCUGACGGAACGCAAAUAGCCGCCGGCUUGAAGACGGGGUCUGUCCUAAUAUGGGAUUUGGCGACAGGUGCCCUUGUACAUAAACUGGUUGGUGAUGAUGAUGGAGCCGCUUCCUCAAUUACGUAUUCUGCAGAUGGGAAUCAAUUGGCUGUUACGAGAGAACACGCAACGGUCUGGGACCUAGUGAGCGGCCGAUACCUCUUCUCUACCGGUUAUUGUGAUGGGGGAGUGGUAUUUCUACCGGGAUCGAAACUAGCCACGGCAAAGUCUUCUGAGAUUCUAAUAUGGGACCUAGAGAAGGUUGGACACUUUCAACAGUCGCUGAGGGGGACUAGUACGGUACGUGCCAUUGCGUCGCUUGAUCUACCUGGACUGUUAUUUGCCUCUGCCUCGUUUAGUGGCGUUGUUAAGAUAUGGGAUCAAGCUUGCAAUUGUGUCAAAAGACUCCUCGGUCAUACAGGACCGGUGACAUCAUUAUCAUUUUCACCAGAAAAGGGCAUACUUGCCUCGGACUCAUGGGACAAAACCAUACGUUUGUGGGACAUCACAAGGGUUGUCAAGAUGUCGCAAACGCCCCGACAAGUUGCCCGGAACGCGCCCAGGGAUGAAAGCUUCAUGGCAAAAGAUUCUCAAAGUCACUCCGGUCAGGUUAGGGCAGUCGAGUUCUCCCCCAACGGCAAAUGGCUGGCCUCUGCUGCGGAUGAUAGGAGAGUUAAGAUAUGGGAUAUUCCAAGCCUUGCAUGCGUAUGGUCCUUGACGCCGCGGUUCGCUCCUCUGCAAUCCAGUGUGUUUCAAUUCUCCCCCGACAGUCGCUGGCUCGUUCUGAAACACCAGGGCGACAAUAACUCAUAUUUAUCGACGAUAUGGGAUAUGACAAGUCUAGAGCCUCCCCAGGCUUUCAGUUUCAAUGACGACAAAAAGAAUGACUACUACCAAAUCCUGGGUGGCUUCUCGCCCAACGGCCGACUUAUUUCUCUAUACAAAUAUGGUGCGACCCGAUUAGUGGAUCUUAAAACGAAGGGAAUGGUGCAACAUUUUCAGUUCCCACUCCCCACUCAGAUUUCAUCGUUUUAUGAUCUGAUCUUGACUCACGCAUAUUCAUCGGACAGUCAAAUAUUGGUCUUGGUUUCGGACAGCCUGGCUCGUGCUUACAAGAUUUCAACCGGUGAAGAGCUGUGGAGUAUCGAACACAACAUGAGUCAAGCACCUUUCAUAGCCCUGUCUCGAGAUUCAACACAUUUCGCCAUGGUCUCAGACCAAGAACUUCAUGUUUGGAAGGUAAACAAGUUGCCACCUAGGAGGCUUUGUGAACUCCAGUUUGCGGAAAGGGGGGUAUUUUCUGGCCAUGAUUGGAAAUUGGCCAUCAAUAGGAGGUGGCUUGUCUUCUGCGAAUCAUCACGCAUAAACACAUUCGACCUAGAGACCCAUACCUAUCGAUGGAGGCGUACUGGUGGCAUAAUCACCAGUGUCUCUUUUGAUACAUUGGAUGAGAACUGUUUUCAUACAAAUGCCGGUUCUUGGACUAUUGACAAAAAAGGUUAUGUCAAACCUACGGACUACGGCUUCAGCGCGGAUGGGGUAUGGAUCACGCUGGAUUCCAAAAGACUGCUCUGGUUGCCACCGCAAUACCGAGGAGUCUCGGCAUGUGUUAGGGGAGAUACUGUUGCACUUGGAAGCGCAUCAGGCUCCGUGGCCGUGCUACAUUUUACAAUGUGA